Molecule: messenger RNA, 7115 nt
Organism: Antechinus flavipes (yellow-footed antechinus)
Lineage: Eukaryota; Metazoa; Chordata; Mammalia; Dasyuromorphia; Dasyuridae
Gene: CAND1
Product: cullin associated and neddylation dissociated 1
Exons: 15
Coding region: 451-4143 (1230 amino acids)
Biological process (GO): protein ubiquitination; SCF complex assembly
Cellular component (GO): nucleus
Source: RefSeq, a predicted model, not a curated record
GAGUUUCCGUACUCCUUUGGUACUUAAGUACGCAGCGGGAGCCGCGGUUGCCGUCGCCCCCGGAGUGCAGGAGGCGGGAUUUGGCCGCUUGCCUCAGGGAGGAAGGGAGCGAGCGAGAGGCCAGAGCAGGACCGUCUGGCUCCCGAGAAAGGCCCUCGCCGGACUUCCCGCCCCCCCCACCCCCUCCCCGCCGCCCAUGAGACCGGCCCCUCGCGAGCCGCGCUGUCGUUAGGCGGGCCGCGCCGCUUUCUCUGCUCCUCCUGGGACAGGCCCGCGCUCCGCCGGGGAGGGGGCAGCCCUUGGAGGCGCCUCCCUCGUCACCGCCGCCGCAGCCCCGGGAGCGGGAGCGGGCCGGGCCGCGAGCCCCGGAGCUAGGGGGGGAGGAAGAGGAGGAGGAGGAGGAGGAAGGAGUCUCGGCAUCGGCGGGCCGCGCGGACCGAAGCCGUCAACAUGGCGAGCGCCUCGUACCACAUCUCCAAUCUGCUGGAGAAGAUGACAUCCAGCGACAAGGACUUCAGGUUUAUGGCAACAAAUGAUUUGAUGACAGAACUACAGAAAGAUUCCAUUAAGUUGGAUGAUGAUAGUGAAAGAAAAGUAGUGAAAAUGAUUUUAAAAUUGCUGGAAGAUAAAAAUGGAGAGGUACAAAACUUAGCUGUCAAAUGUCUUGGCCCUUUGGUGAGUAAAGUGAAAGAAUACCAAGUGGAGACAAUUGUAGAUACUCUGUGUACUAAUAUGCUCUCUGAUAAAGAACAACUACGAGAUAUAUCAAGCAUUGGCCUUAAAACAGUAAUUGGAGAACUUCCUCCUGCUUCCAGUGGCUCUGCGUUAGCAGCUAAUGUUUGUAAAAAGAUCACAGGACGUCUUACAAGUGCUAUAGCGAAGCAGGAAGAUGUCUCUGUUCAAUUAGAAGCCUUGGAUAUUAUGGCUGAUAUGUUGAGCAGGCAAGGAGGACUUCUUGUUAAUUUCCAUCCUUCAAUUUUGACCUGUCUGCUCCCCCAGUUGACCAGCCCCAGACUUGCAGUGAGAAAAAGAACUAUUAUUGCUCUUGGUCACCUGGUUAUGAGCUGUGGAAAUAUAGUUUUUGUUGAUCUCAUUGAGCAUCUGUUAUCAGAACUGUCAAAAAAUGAUUCCAUGUCAACAACAAGGACCUACAUACAAUGUAUUGCUGCUAUUAGUAGGCAAGCAGGUCAUAGAAUAGGUGAAUACCUCGAGAAGAUAAUUCCCUUGGUAGUAAAAUUUUGUAAUGUAGAUGACGAUGAAUUAAGAGAGUAUUGCAUUCAAGCCUUUGAAUCGUUUGUGAGAAGAUGUCCUAAGGAAGUUUAUCCCCAUGUUUCAACAAUUAUAAAUAUUUGUCUUAAAUAUCUUACCUAUGAUCCCAAUUAUAAUUAUGAUGAUGAAGAUGAAGAUGAAAAUGCUAUGGAUGCAGAUGGCUGUGAUGAUGAUGAUCAAGGGAGUGAUGAUGAAUACAGUGAUGAUGAUGACAUGAGUUGGAAAGUGAGACGUGCAGGAGCUAAAUGCUUAGAUGCUGUAGUUAGCACACGGCAUGAAAUGCUUCCAGAAUUCUACAAGACUGUGUCUCCAGCCUUGAUAGCCAGGUUUAAAGAACGUGAAGAGAAUGUAAAAGCAGAUGUGUUCCAUGCAUAUCUUUCCCUUUUGAAGCAAACACGUCCUGUGCAGAGUUGGCUUUGUGAUCCUGAUGCAAUGGAACAAGGAGAGACACCUUUGACAAUGCUUCAAAGUCAGGUUCCCAACAUUGUUAAAGCUCUUCACAAACAGAUGAAGGAGAAAAGUGUGAAGACUCGACAGUGUUGUUUUAACAUGUUAACUGAGCUGGUAAAUGUAUUACCUGGGGCCCUCACACAGCACAUUCCUGUACUUGUACCAGGGAUCAUUUUCUCACUGAAUGACAAAUCCAGCUCAUCUAAUCUGAAGAUAGAUGCUUUGUCAUGCCUGUAUGUAAUCCUCUGUAACCAUUCUCCUCAAGUCUUCCAUCCUCAUGUUCAGGCAUUGGUUCCUCCAGUGGUGGCUUGUGUUGGUGAUCCAUUCUACAAGAUCACAUCUGAAGCACUUCUUGUUACCCAGCAGCUUGUCAAAGUUAUUCGUCCUUUAGAUCAACCUUCUUCAUUUGAUGCAACUCCCUACAUUAAAGAUUUAUUUACCUGUACCAUCAAACGGUUAAAAGCAGCUGACAUUGAUCAGGAAGUCAAAGAGAGGGCUAUCUCCUGUAUGGGACAAAUCAUUUGCAGUCUUGGAGACAAUCUAGGUAGUGAUCUGCCUAGUACACUUCAGAUUUUCUUGGAGAGACUAAAGAAUGAAAUUACCCGGUUAACAACAGUGAAAGCUUUGACACUGAUUGCUGGGUCCCCCUUGAAGAUAGAUUUAAGACCUGUGCUUGGAGAAGGGGUACCUAUUCUUGCCUCUUUUCUUAGGAAAAACCAGCGAGCUUUGAAACUGGGUACCCUUUCAGCUUUAGACAUCCUAAUUAAAAACUAUAGUGACAGCUUGACAGCUGCCAUGAUUGAUGCUGUUCUGGAUGAGCUUCCACCUCUUAUCAGUGAAAGUGAUAUGCAUGUAUCACAGAUGGCUAUCAGCUUUCUGACUACACUUGCUAAAGUGUACCCCUCUUCCCUUUCAAAGAUAAGCGGGUCCAUACUCAAUGAACUUAUCGGGCUUGUGAGAUCACCUUUGCUGCAGGGAGGAGCACUAAGCGCCAUGUUAGAAUUUUUCCAAGCUUUGGUUGUAACUGGAACAAAUAAUUUAGGGUACAUGGAUUUAUUACGCAUGUUGACAGGCCCAGUUUAUGCUCAAAGCACAGCACUUACUCACAAGCAGUCUUAUUAUUCCAUUGCCAAAUGUGUAGCUGCCCUUACUCGAGCAUGUCCUAAAGAGGGACCAGCUGUAGUAGGUCAAUUUAUUCAAGACGUCAAGAACUCAAGGUCAACUGAUUCCAUUCGUCUCUUAGCUCUACUUUCUCUUGGAGAAGUUGGACAUCACAUUGACUUAAGUGGGCAACUUGAACUUAAAUCUGUAAUAUUAGAAGCCUUUUCAUCUCCUAGUGAAGAAGUCAAAUCAGCAGCAUCCUAUGCAUUAGGUAGCAUUAGUGUUGGCAAUCUUCCUGAAUAUCUACCAUUUGUCUUACAAGAAAUAACCAGUCAGCCUAAGAGGCAGUAUCUUCUACUUCAUUCCUUGAAGGAAAUUAUUAGCUCUGCAUCAGUGGUGGGCCUUAAACCUUAUGUUGAGAACAUCUGGACCUUACUGCUGAAACACUGUGAGUGUGCAGAAGAAGGAACCAGAAAUGUUGUUGCUGAAUGCUUGGGUAAACUCACUUUAAUUGAUCCAGAAACUCUGCUUCCACGGCUUAAAGGGUACUUGGUAUCAGGCUCAUCUUAUGCCCGAAGUUCAGUGGUUACUGCUGUGAAGUUUACUAUUUCUGACCAUCCACAACCCAUAGAUCCAUUACUAAAGAAUUGCAUAGGUGACUUCUUAAAAACUUUAGAAGACCCUGACUUGAAUGUAAGACGGGUAGCCCUGGUAACAUUUAAUUCAGCAGCACAUAAUAAACCAUCCUUAAUAAGGGAUCUUUUAGAUACUGUUCUUCCACAUCUUUACAAUGAGACAAAAGUUAGAAAGGAACUUAUAAGAGAGGUAGAAAUGGGACCAUUUAAGCAUACCGUUGAUGAUGGCCUGGAUAUAAGAAAGGCAGCUUUUGAGUGUAUGUAUACACUUCUAGACAGUUGUCUUGAUAGAUUAGAUAUCUUUGAAUUCCUAAACCACGUUGAAGAUGGUUUGAAGGACCAUUAUGAUAUUAAGAUGCUUACAUUUUUAAUGUUGGUAAGACUGUCUACCCUUUGUCCAAGUGCAGUACUGCAGAGAUUGGACCGACUUGUUGAGCCAUUACGUGCCACAUGUACAACUAAGGUAAAGGCAAACUCAGUGAAGCAGGAAUUUGAAAAACAAGAUGAGCUAAAGAGAUCUGCCAUGAGAGCGGUAGCAGCGCUUCUAACCAUUCCAGAAGCGGAGAAGAGUCCGCUAAUGAGUGAAUUCCAGUCACAAAUCAGCUCUAACCCAGAGCUGGCAGCCAUCUUUGAAAGUAUCCAGAAAGAUUCAUCAUCUACUAACUUGGAAUCAAUGGACACUAGUUAAAUGUUUGUUCAAUAUGGGGACCAUUACAUUGAACGAUGCACUGAAUUGACAGGUUAAUCAUAAGAAAUGGAAAGAGAAGUAUCUAAAACUUCACAAUGUUCCACUUUUAUUUUCUUUCAUGGAGACAGUUUGGCUUUCUUCCAUUGUUGCUUUUGUAGCUUUUAUUUCAAAAAUAUGUAUUUCCAUAAUCCAAAGGUUGUACAACUACUAAUGUUUUAGUGGUUUGAGCCACAUUUAAAAUGGAAAUAAAGUUAGAAUUUAUGGAGUAUGGAAUUAGGUUCCAGUAUCCAUUUGCCCUGUAAUGUUUAGGAUUAAAAUGUUAAAAUUUUGUGACCAUGAAUUUUCUUUCUUUUAUAACUCCUUCUUUUACUGUUUUAAAACAAAAUCAGAAAAGCCUCAAGACAAAUACCAUGUUUUUUGUAUAACUUUUAUUGUUUUUGUUUCAACAAUAUAAAUUUAUUUCUUUUGGCUGGCAGAUAAGAAUUUCUGUGUAAGAUUUAUUAUACCGCAGAAGGUUUUGGCAUUUUAGGGGGGAAAAAAUAAAACAAAAGAAGCUUUUUUUUUUUUUUUUUAAAGUAUGGGGAUUAACAAAUAACCCCUGUUGUACACACUAAUUUUGCAUGAGCAAGUUUACAAAUAUAUAUUGUCUGUAAAACAGCAUGUGCAGUUUAUUCAUAAUACAAGUUAAAUAAGUAUUGUAUCAGUGCAAUUUUCAGAUAUUUAUUUUUGCACAGACAAUUCUGGAGAGAGGAUUAAAUUGGUUUUCUUAACCAUUUUGAGAGAAAUUUCAGAUUUUUCAACAAAUCAAGUUCUUAUUCUCUUAAUCUUUUACCACUUUGCUCCCCCUCAACACUGUUUACUUUAUUAUUUUAAAUUUAAAUAUUUAAGUAUUCAGUUUUUUUCAUAAUCUGUUUUGUUUUCCCAUCUAGAAAUUCUUGAGCCAUAUUCUUCAUCUUUUUGGGUCUCUCUAUAUACAUUAAGAAAUUUUAUGGCAUGAACUUAUAGAAAUUUUAUUUUAAAGUAAUUUUGUAUCAGGUUACCAGGGCUUGUUAGCUAAUAGUUUGUUUGGGUUUUUUUCCUCCUUUAUGGAGUGUAAACUGUUUUUGGUAAGCAUUAAUUGCUUUUCCUCAAUAUAGGAUUUGUACUGGGGAAGAAAAAAUUCUUGUCUAUCAACUCCUUAGUUGACUAAUUUUAAACUCAUACUUAAGCAAUCUUCAUUUCACACUGUAGCCUCUUCCCUACAAUGUGUGGUGCUUGUAUAACAUAAAACUGACUUCUGAAAAUAAAUGGCAUCUCUUAAUGCUCUUCAAAUAUAGGAGUUUACAUCUACCGAAAGAGGCAGCCAUUAGAUUCACCAAAUGACCAGUUUUAAUGGGAAGCAAAGAUAUUUGAAAACUGCACCCUUUGUUUUUGAAACUGUGAAUUAGGAUUAUUUUUCCCUGCUGUGUAAUUUAACUGCUUUAAACAUCUGCAUAUGCAGUAGUAUUAAUUAACAGCACAUUGUAGUCAUUAGUUAUUAGCUUGAUGCUCUGAUUUGGGAUUUUCAGAUAAUGCACAACACAUUGCUCUUAUUAAGGAUGCAGACUAAUACAUUGCAGUGGAGUCUUAUGAAGUUGCUGCCAUUUCUAUAAAUGGCAGUUGAUAUUCUUAUAAUUUGCAUAGAUGUGUAAUUAGAAAUUUAUUUAGAGAUGUUAGUAUAUUAUGUACUAUGCAUUAUCAAGGUAUAGAUGUUGUGGAUAUAUUUAAGUAUUUGGUUUUCUGGUUUCACAAUAAAUUAUAAUACCGCAGGCUCUAGGACUGAAUAGGAGAUUGACAUGCAUGGAUUUUUGUGGAUAUCAUUGUUAAUUAGCUAAAGUUAAAUCCAAGCAUUUUCAUAUUAGAUUAUUCUUUAGGAUUUCUUUUUUUAAACUUUUGGAACACAUGUUCUCUUUUCUUGUGAGUCUUGCAGCCUGCUUUUUUCUGAUAUAUCUGGAAUUCUAUUUUUGAUUACCAGAGGGAAUGGUUAAUAUUGCACUGAAAUGACAGACACCCUUAUUCUCCCUACUCUUGCUUCCAAAUAUAAGUGCUAUAUCAGACUUCUGAUUUAACUUAGUAACUGGAGAGCUAGUAUUAUAUGGAAAAAAACAUUAGUUAAAGAUUCUAGGAUUGACCCUGCCACUAUUUUUCAUGUAACCAGGGGCACAUCACUUUAUUAUUACUGCCCUUUGGUUUCCUCAUUAUUAAAGUAAAUGGGAGUCUGGAAGAAUCUGCCAGAUCAUUGUUGUACAGUCAGUGCUGCGUUUCAUUUUUUAUUUCAGACAUCUGUGAUUCUUCCCUUGUGAGUACUUUUCCUUACAUUGAUUAUGACCUUUCUGUGACUCAAAAAUAUUUGUUUUCUUCAGUAGUGUCUUGCAGCGAAAAUAGCCAUCAGUUUGCAGCCAGCCUGAUGAUGAGCCUCUUGGAUUUAACAAUGCUAGUCUUUGGUCACAUAGCAUAUAUAUAGCCCAUCACUGAUCCUGUACUUGAAGCCUUUCCAUUUUGGUAUAAUGGUUACUAGAAUCUGUGCUCUGUGUUGAGAUAGACAGCCUCUGAAAAACCUGAAGUUACCUUUAGACCAUAAUGAGACAUUGAAUUGAAACUUAUAACAGUUCAUGUUUUUCAGAGUAUUUUGUGCAAACUUACAACACCUUUUAAUGAAUCCCGGGGCAUAUUCAGUUUUCAUCAUUUGAGAAAUUUUGUUGUAAUUACAAAGUCAUAGUUCGUAAUGAUUAACUAUUGCUGUUGCUUAGCUCCUCAAAGCAGGUAAUGAUUUGAAUGAAGAAGUGGCUGAAUCUAUUAAAAAGGGAGAUGUUCCCAUCUCUUUCUUCCUUGAAAUUACUGAUACUUUAUUGUUGGUUGUUUAAAAAGUUGUUAAUGCUGGUAGAGUAUUCAAGAGUUGACAAGCUUGUCCUAGCUUAACUUUUAUAAUAAAGUGAUAAUUAUAAUUACAUGAA